AUCUUCCAGUACGUGGCCUUCGCCUCCCUCUUCUUCAUCCUCAUCUCCAUCACCACCUUCUGCCUGGAGACCCACGAAGCCUUCAACCGCGUCAUCAACAAGACGGAGACGGUGCCAACGGGCAACGGCACGGGGACGCAAGUGGCCGUCGAGGUGGAGACCGAACCCUUCCUCACCUACGUGGAGGGCACCUGCGUCGUCUGGUUCACCUUCGAAUUCCUCAUGAGGGUCAGUUUUUGCCCGGAUAAACGAGAUUUCGUCAAAAGCAGCUUAAACAUCAUCGAUUUCGUCGCCAUUUUACCUUUUUACCUCGAGGUGGGGCUCCGCGGCCUCUCCUCCAAAGCCGCCAAAGACGUUUUGGGUUUCUUACGCGUCGUCCGCUUCGUCCGCAUCCUCCGCAUCUUCAAGUUGACGCGGCAUUUCGUCGGCUUGCGCGUUUUGGGCCACACCCUCCGCGCCAGCACCAACGAGUUCCUCCUCUUGGUCAUCUUCUUGGCCUUGGGGGUCUUGAUCUUCGCCACCAUGAUCUAUUACGCCGAACGCAUCGGCGCCGACCCCGAUGACGUCACGGGGAGCCGCCAUACUUAUUUUAAGAACAUCCCCAUCGGGUUUUGGUGGGCGGUGGUUACCAUGACGACGUUGGGGUACGGGGAUAUGUACCCCAUGACGUGGUCGGGGAUGUUGGUGGGGGCUCUUUGCGCCUUGGCGGGGGUCCUCACCAUCGCCAUGCCCGUCCCCGUCAUCGUUAACAACUUCGGCAUGUAC
Egretta garzetta (little egret) is the source of this 765-nucleotide messenger RNA. Its product is annotated as potassium voltage-gated channel subfamily C member 1-like. The transcript has a single exon. The record is from RefSeq and is a predicted model, not a curated record. Gene Ontology annotation, molecular function: delayed rectifier potassium channel activity. Gene Ontology annotation, cellular component: dendrite membrane; neuronal cell body membrane; axon. Lineage: Eukaryota; Metazoa; Chordata; Aves; Pelecaniformes; Ardeidae. The annotation marks the transcript as partial. Gene Ontology annotation, biological process: potassium ion transmembrane transport.